AUGCAAAUUUCUUCUGUUGUUCAACAACAGCAACGUCUCGGAUCAAACCCUAAAAGACACAGAGAGAAUCCAGCAUUAGGGCUAGAAGGGGAUUUUCCGGCGGAAGUGAUUUCGCCGGCGGUGUUUAGAUGCGUUAGAUUGAGCUCGACCGACAAUGCGGCGGAUCAAUAUGCAUACCAAACAUCAUUGAACAUUGGAGGACAUGUAUUCACUGGAAUUCUUUAUGACCAAGGACCUGAGGGAACUAAUGUUGCCGGGGAAAGCUCUUCCGGUGGCUUGAUGCACCCGGAUUUUAUUGCCGGCGGCACUGGUACGGCUUCCCCGCCUUCUUAUCCUAGCCCUUUUAGUGCUUUUACAACUGGCUCUCAUCAGUUCUUCCAAUACCCAAAAUCUUGA
Molecule: messenger RNA, 396 nt
Organism: Fraxinus pennsylvanica
Lineage: Eukaryota; Viridiplantae; Streptophyta; Magnoliopsida; Lamiales; Oleaceae
Source: the annotation of a GenBank genome assembly